Messenger RNA from Caenorhabditis briggsae, 4722 nucleotides. Gene Ontology annotation, cellular component: focal adhesion; plasma membrane. The coding region runs from base 1 to 4722 and encodes 1573 amino acids. Lineage: Eukaryota; Metazoa; Nematoda; Chromadorea; Rhabditida; Rhabditidae. The transcript is spliced from 3 exons. The record is from RefSeq and is a predicted model, not a curated record. Gene Ontology annotation, molecular function: actin filament binding; integrin binding. Gene Ontology annotation, biological process: cell-cell adhesion.
AUGACCCCUUCCUCUUCAAAAGUGUAUUUUUCCAGAAUCAUCACAUCGAUUCGCGAGAGUCAACGCUCUGAAACACCAUCCGACAAGUUCCGAGCACAAUCUCGUCUUAUUCGAGACUCAUACAACCUUCUUGAGACAUCAGUGAGACUAUUCGAAACCGCCCGAACCACUGUCCCAAUGAUCUCCGAUACUCACUUGGCAUCCUCCCUCGAUCAGUCUGCCAACCGACUAGGAACAUCACUUGCUGAACUUCGAACCGCUGUGAAUGACGCUCAACAACUCAACUUCUCCCAACAACUUCUUCAUAGUGAGGAGCUGAUCAAGGAGCUCGACGAGCAGCUUAUCAAUACGCAGAGGAAGGCACAACUCAAUCAACUUCCACCAGUUCCACAUGCGACGUCGUUUAGUACUAGCUCGAAAUUGAUGGCUACCACAACGAAUGUGGGAUCUGGUGUCGCUCAAUUGAUCACAGCAGCCACCACUUCUAACGAUGAUCGUUAUGUUGCCACAUCAGCUGUCGAGCUAGCACAAGGACUUCGUAACUUUGCUGACGCUGUCACCGAAAUCGUCACCGUCCGUACUGACAUUGCCCUCGACAAACUGAUCGUCAGCGCCCGUUCUGUUGUUCAUGACUGUGGAAGAGUCUUCGAUAGAGUACGUGAGCAAUGUCACGUCUCUCAACUCACUGAAGCUGCUCAAUCAGUGUCUACCAAUCUCCGUCAAGUCAUCUCCUGCCUCCCAGACACCAAGCAUGUGGAGCGUGCGAUUCAAGAGAUUCAGAGAGCAUCGACGUCAAAGAACUUGAGAGCAAUGGAGGUCCGUCAGGCAGCCAACAAGUUCAGCGAAGCCACCUCGCAGCUGGUUAUCACAAUUGGUUCUCCACAAAACGCUGAAGCCGUCGAUGUGUUCGUCCGAGCCUACUGUGAUCUUCAUGGUUCGGUGAUUGCUCAGCUUCAACGUCACGCAAAUGUCAAUACAAAGACAGCAAUUGUGGAUAGACUUGAAGAAGCACAACGCGGAUCUAUUGGUGUCCUGGAGACCCUUCGCAUCACUGGUGGACCCAACGAUCAGACUCUCUCCCAGCAAUUCACAUCGAAGACAAGCGAACUCGCCACCGUCGUCAAUCAGCUUGUUGAGCUCUCUGAGCCCGAAGCAGACUCCAGAUGGCAGAGAGAAUGUGACGCCGCUCUUCGACGCAUCCAAGCUGUCUACCACGUCACACAGCAAGCAAAUGUUCCACUCAACGAUAACGGAUACUUCCAAUCGCUUCAAUCAGUGUCAGAAGGAUCCAGAAGACUGGGAGAGGCGAUGACUGGAAUGGCUAGACACGCCAAGGCCAAUGAUACCGAAGGAUUCUGCACUAGCGUUCGAAACUCUGCAGAUGCUCUCUGCUCGUUAGCAGAAUCGGCAUCCCAUUCUGCUUACCUAGUUGGAACAUCACAUCCAGCUAGUUCUCCAGGACGUGCCGCCCUUAUCGAUUCAUCUGAAGUGGCUAGAAUCGUCGAAUCCAUUAACAGUUCGUGCCAGAGAAUCGAGUCUAGAAACUUGGAUCGAACCGAUUUGAUGUCCGAAGUUUCCUCAGUCACCAAACAAUCUUCAUCGCUCGCCCAGCUAUGCAGGCUGGCUUCCGAGAAAACUCAGAAUCCAAAUGUCAAGAAACACCUCGUCGGAUGCGCCUUAUCAGUGGCCACCAUGACUUCCAGCCUAGUCAACGCUUUCAAAGAUAUCGAACGUGUUCCAGACGCCGACAGCCGCUGCUCCACAAGUGCUUCAGAGCUUCGUCAAGUUGCUCAACAACUUCUUCAUUUUGCUGACAAGCCAGAUUUCGCUGCUAUCCAAGGAACAAUCUCGAAUGAAGGACGCACCGCUCAACUUCCGAUUCUUCAAGCCAGUCGCGAAAUGUUGGAUUCCAGUGCUCAGAUGAUUCAUACAGCCAAGUCAUGGGCAUCAGCUCCACAGGAUGAGGCCACAUGGCAAAGAAUGGCUGUUAACAGUCGAGAAGUUUCCGAUUCCAUCAUGCGCCUUGUCAGCGCAAUUCAUGAAGCUGCUCCAGGCCAAAUCGAGUUGGAAACUGCUAUCGGAAGACUCUCAGCCCUCUCUGGACAGGUUGAAAGAAGUGCAAUGGAUGCAUACGCUAGUGGAAAUGUCCAACAACAUGGUGCUAACGCCGAACGUCAGCUCCUUCAACAAGUCCAACACAUUGCUAGCCAGCUCGAGGAUAAAGUUGAUGACCUUCACAGUGCUGCAGUCGAACACGGAGAACGUCUUCCAAAAGCUGUUCAACUUCACUGUCGGAUGGUUGAAGAUCUCGCCGAAGCUGCUUGCCUUGCCGCUGGUAUGACUGUAGACAGCAACCAACAAACCGAACUGUUUGAUAAAUGUAAGACAGUGGUGGAGGCUGAGUUGGCAAUGAUGAUUGCUAGCCGCGAGUCCGGAGGUAAUCCAAAUGCCGUUCACGCUCAUGCCAAUGUUCAAGACGCUGCUGGAAAUUUGAAGCAUGCAAUCGGAGAUAUGCGUCAAACGAUUGCCAAGGUUUCUAGUGAACAAGGAGGAGUUCAGGGAUUGGUGGACACUAUCUCAUCUUCGAUUGCUAACACUGAUCUUGCAAUGACUUCUCAGCAUGGAUCCUCGUUUGCUGAAGCCCAGACUAAAAUGACGGCUUGCUUGGAAGACAUCCGAAGAACUGCAAUUGAGAUGCCAACUCUGAAUACCACGGAUCUCGGAUCUGCCGCCUUGAAUCUCAGUGAGAAGUAUCGAUUGGUUGCAACAGAUCUGCGUGUAGCUGUCCAACUUCUGCCAGAAGCAGAAAUCGGAUCUCGCCUCAAAUUCGCCGUUCAGAACCUUGGAACCAGCUGCAUCGACACCGUCCAAGUUGCUGGACACAAACGUGCCCAUCCCGAAGAUGAGCGAAUUCAACGACAGCUUAUUCAACACGCCGCGUUGGUUGAGGAGAGAGUCGAUCAAGUGCUCGCUGCCCUGCAUCAAGCAUCCCGUGGAACUCAAGCCUGUAUCAAUGCAGCCAACACUGUUAGUGGAAUUAUCGGAGAUUUGGAUACCACUAUUAUGUUUGCCACUUCGGGAUCUUUGAAUUCUUCUGAUGGCAGGAAGUUCCCAGCUCACAAGGAUGCUAUCAUCAAGACCGCAAAGGCAUUGGUAGAAGAUACCAAGGCUCUAGUAGCAGGAGCAGCAUCUAAUCAGGAACAACUUGCAGUUGCUGCCCAGAAUGCAGUCAGAACCAUUGUCAACCUAUCCGAUGCAGUCAAAUCUGGAGCUGUCAGUUUGUCAUCCGACAAUUCGGAGAGUCAAGUUCUCGUGAUCCAUGCUGUUCGUGACGUGGCUGCAGCACUCACAUCGCUCAUUCAAGCCACCAAGAAUGCCUCUGGAUUGUCCCUUCAACAUCCAGCAAUGGGACAUCUUAAGGACGCCGCCAAGGUUAUGGUUGGCAACGUGUCACGUCUUCUGAGAACGAUUGCAGCAGUGGAAGAGAAGAGUCAACAGGGUACACGAGCUGUGGAGGCAGCAAUCGAAGCUAUUGGAUUCGAGAAGAGUCAGUUUGACAAUGAUAUCAAUGAAGGCGUCGCUGCUUCAUCGGAUAUCAGAGUCGAGAAUCUUCAACAAAGUGCUGAUCACGUGGCAGAGAUUACAAAGAGAGUGAUGGCAGGAGGACAGACUGAAGAGGAGAUCAUCGGUGUUGCCAACUUGUCAAGAAGCGCUGUGAGGUCACUGCUUGCUGUGAUCAGAACGAUUAGUAAUGAAGCGGAUACUGUACAACAGAGAUACGCGGUGCUGGAUUCGGGAAGAGAUGUGGCGGAUAAGGUCAAGGAUCUUUUAGUGUCUCUUCACGGUCAAAUGGUUAGCAAACCAGGACAAGAGCAAUCGAAGCAGACUCUGCUAGAUGCUUCUAGAGAAGUUUCUCGGGCACUGUCCAAUUUGGUUGGGCUGUGUAAUGAAAUGACUGGAGUGCCACAUGGACACAUGGAAAUGGAUUCGGCGGCCGCGCAGGCGGAGAAUGAGCUGUUGGGAGCGGCUAGCUCGAUUGAAGCUGCCUCGUUGAAGCUGGCAGAGCUGAGACCAAGACAGACGGUGCAAGAGAAUACGCACGAAAUCGUCGAAGCCGAAUUUGAUGAGAACAUCAUUGCCUCAGCGAAAGGCAUCACCAACGCCGUCCACAUUCUGGUCCGUGCCGCAACAAGUGCUCAACGAGAGCUCGCAAUGCAAGGAAGAACCGAGACACGUCCAUCGGGAUCAGGAACCUAUCAAUGGUCCGAAGGACUGACAAGUGCCGCCCGUGUCGUCGUUGCGUCUGUGCAUAAGUUGUGCGAUGCUGCGAACACUUUGAUGAAGGGACAAACUACAGAAGAGAGAUUGAUCAGUGCCGCCAAGCAGGUCUCCAGCUCGACCGCUCAAUUGUUGGUAGCGUGUAAUGUGAAAGCUGAUCCGGAUAGUCAGGCAAACAGGAGGUUACAGGCUGCUGGACAGGCUGUUAGGGUGAGUACUAAAAAUGUGAACGCCGCCGAACGUUUGGUCCAAUCCGCGCAGCAAGGAAUCGCUCGUGACGAUCGCAACAUUGCCAUCUCCGAUAGACUAGUGAAUGGUAUUGCUCAAGUGAUGGAUGCUCAAGAAGAAGUGCUCAGGAAGGAGCGAGAACUCGGAGAGGCCCGUCAUAAGCUUGCUCAUCUUAAUAAGGCUCGCUAUGAGAAGGAUGGAACGCCAGAAGCAUAA